This is a messenger RNA of Rhizopus microsporus ATCC 52813, 993 nucleotides long. Its product is annotated as ApbA-domain-containing protein. Gene Ontology annotation, molecular function: 2-dehydropantoate 2-reductase activity. NCBI's taxonomy places the organism in Eukaryota, Fungi, Mucoromycota, Mucoromycetes, Mucorales, Rhizopodaceae. Bases 1 to 993 code for a protein of 330 amino acids. The transcript has 4 exons. The record is from RefSeq and is a predicted model, not a curated record. Gene Ontology annotation, cellular component: cytoplasm. Gene Ontology annotation, biological process: pantothenate biosynthetic process.
AUGUUUGCUUGCCGUGGAUUCAAGCAGUUCAAUAAAUCCGAUAUAUCGGGUUUUGCUUAUGCCCUUGAGAAUAGGAUUACUCAUUCGCUACACAGCCCAAGGUAUAAAGGCAUAAAUACAAAUCCCGCUUCCCGCAUUUUCGCAAGCUUUCAUUUUUCUCAAACAGUCAAGCGAUUCUAUAGUAUGUCUGCAGCUCCUCGUAUAUUGACAGUUGGCACAGGUGCAGUCGGUGCAAUCUACUCAUGGCGACUUGGUCAAUCUUCAGAGAUCACGGCCGUGUGUCGUUCAAACUAUCAAGCGGUUAAAGACAACGGUUUUGACAUAGAAUCUUUCAAGUUUGGAAAAGAUGUAUUUCGUCCUCAUGAUGUUGUUCGAAACGUUUCCGAGUGUGUAACAUCAAAACCCUUUGAUUAUGUCCUUGUCACCUUGAAGGCGCUACCAGAGGUUUAUAAUGUGGCAGAUAUCAUUGCUCCUGCCAUUAAAGAUAAAAAUACAGCUAUUGUAUUGAUUCAGAAUGGACUUGGUGUAGAAGAGCCCAUAGUUGAAAGGUUCCCAGAUAAUCCUCUUAUCUCUGUCGUCGCUUAUAUUGGCACUUCCCAGCAUGAACCAGGAAAGAUCAAGAUGCUUGGAAGCGAAAAUUUGAUUGUCGGAAACUAUUCAAAGGCAAAAUCAAACUCGGAUACACAACGAGCCAACUUUAUCGAGUUAUUAAAGAAAGGAGGAGUCGAUGUUCGUGUUGUUGAUGACAUAGAACAGUACCGCUGGCAAAAACUGUUUUGGAAUGCCUCUUUUUCUCCUGUUUGUACCAUCACCGGUAUGAAUACAAGUGAAGUGCUUGAGAGUAAAGAAGCCAUGAGUGCAGUAAAGUCGCUUAUGGACGAGGUCAUUUCAGCAGCUAAUGCUGAAGGUUACAGUUUUGAUAAAGAGCAACAAAUGAAAGAAAUGAUUUCUGCAACCAAAGCGACUGCCAAAAAUUAUAAACCUUCCAUGUAA